Phycomyces blakesleeanus NRRL 1555(-) is the source of this 1020-nucleotide messenger RNA. Its product is annotated as glycosyltransferase family 15 protein. The transcript has 4 exons. Gene Ontology annotation, cellular component: membrane; Golgi apparatus. Gene Ontology annotation, molecular function: alpha-1,2-mannosyltransferase activity. The record is from RefSeq and is a predicted model, not a curated record. Gene Ontology annotation, biological process: cell wall mannoprotein biosynthetic process; protein N-linked glycosylation. NCBI's taxonomy places the organism in Eukaryota, Fungi, Mucoromycota, Mucoromycetes, Mucorales, Phycomycetaceae. Bases 1 to 1020 code for a protein of 339 amino acids.
AUGUCAUCUCAAAACAACAAGUGGAUCUUUAGCAAUCCCUUGACAAUCAGUCACCCAGAUCCCCGUUGGAGAGCAGCAUUCGUUACAUUUGUUGAUGGUGAACGAAGUGCCCUCACCAAGCUACGCCAGACGAUUCGUAAUCUCGAAGACAAUUUCAACCAUGCCCAUGGUUACCCAUACAUCAUCUUUAGCCAUGAAGCUCUAUCAGAUGAGUACAAGGAACUUGCCAGUUCUCUUGCCAGUGGAAACGUUACAUUUGAACAUCUUGGCUCAGAUAUGUAUGGCUAUUCAAACACUACCGACCGCACCAAGGCUGCCAAGGCCAGAGUGGAUAUGAAGGAUGUCAUGUUUGGUGAGAGCGAGGAUUAUCGUUUCCAAUCUCGGUUCAUGGCUGGUCUUAUUUUCAGACAUCCCGCACUUAAAGAGCUGGAUUAUUAUUGGAGAUUUGAACCUGGAACCGAGUACGUUUGUCCCAUUGAUUUUGACCCUUUCCAAUACAUGCACGCAAACAAAAAGAAGUUUUCGUUCUCAAUGGCUUUAUACGAAUACCAUGAGGUGAUGCCAACUUUGUAUGACACAACUCUCAAAUUUGCCCAAGAGCACCUCAAGUGGAUCCAGCCUAUCGAAAGCAAAAAUAGUUUGUGGGACUUUAUUCUCGAUGCUGAUUCCAAAGACUUUAACCGAUGUCACUUUUGGAGCAAUUUUCAGAUUGCCGAUUUGAGCUUCUACCGCAGUGAACAGUUCCAGACCUUUUUCAAUUAUAUUGAUGAGUCGGGCGGGUUCUUUUAUGAGAGAUGGGGAGAUCCGGUUAUUCAUACUUUGGCUGCUGUCAUGUUCUUAAAGAAAGAGGAGGUUCACUUUUGGGAGGAUGUCGGUUACCGUGUAGCCAACUACUUUACCCACUGUCCUGCAGAUAAGAAACUCUACUCAAGAUGUUCCUGCCGCCCGGAUAAGAACUUUGAUUACGAUGGUUAUAGCUGUUUGCGUUUCUUUAAAAAGCCCACCUUAGAAGAGCUUUAA